AUGCUCCGGACUGUUUGCCGCCUGCACCGCGUUAGAUUCCAACCUGCAAUCACCAAAAUUCCACAACCUUCAAAACGAGUUUACAUCAGUCGGCAGACAAUAACAGCCCCCAUCGCAACCAUGACAGCCACGACCCUGCUGAAGAAAUGGUUCCCACAUACUGAGGCGCCCGUAAUCAUCAGCGCCCCCAUGCUCGGCAUAGCAACUGGCGCCCUCGCGGCCCAGGUAACCAAGGCGGGUGGGCUUGGCAUGAUCCCCGGUGGCUACGACGUCACACCCGGCUCCAACCAGCUAGCCGAGCUCGACGCCGAGCUCAGCACCGCACGCCAAAUCCUAGGCCUCCAGGACACCAACUCCCCGCUUCCCGUCGGCAUCGGCUUCAUCUGCUGCCACGAGAUUGUCGACACGCACUUUUCCGGCCGCGGCCUCGCGGACCUGGUAGCCAAGCACCGCCCCGCAGCCGUGUGGCUGUUUGCGCCCGAGCCCGACGCCGGCUACGACAAGCUGGCGCGCGCGGUCCGGGAAGCCGCCGCUGCGGCGAGCUACGACGUCAAGCUGUUUGCGCAGGUCGGCACCGUGGCGGACGCGCGGAGGGCGGUCGCCGCCGGCGUCGACGUCGUGGUUGCGCAGGGCGUCGAUGCCGGCGGGCAUCAGUUUGCGGUCGGGAGCGGGAUCGUAGGUCUCGUCCCCGAGGUUAGGGAUAUGGUUGAUGAGGAGUUUCCCGGGAAGGAGGUGGUGGUGGUUGCGGCCGGGGGUAUUGCGGAUGGUAGGGGGGUUGCUGCUGCUUUGGCUCUUGGGGCUGAAGGCGCAGUUAUGGGCACCAGGUUCCUCGUUGCAGAUGAGGCCAAGACCGCGGAUUGGCAGAGAAAGAUGGUAUUAGAGACGCAAGAUGGUGGUCUCAAUACAAACAAGUCUGUAUUUCACGACCAACUACGAGGCACCGACAGCCUAUGGCCUCCAUUCUAUGACGGACGCGCCAUCGUUACUGACUCUUACCGGGAUCACCGCGUCGGCGUGUCUCUUGAGGAGAACAAGAAGAGGUUCAAGCAAGCCAAGGAGGCAGGGAAUGAUGCCUCCCGCGGCGUUGUCUGGUCCGGAUCCGGAGUUGGGCUGGUUAGGGAGAGCGGGCCGGCAGGCGAAAUAGUCAAGCAGACGAGGGACGAGGCAAAGAAGAGGAUCAAGGCUGCACAGUCGUUUCUCUGA
Messenger RNA from Pyricularia grisea, 1203 nucleotides. RefSeq lists its product as uncharacterized. Bases 1 to 1203 code for a protein of 400 amino acids. Gene Ontology annotation, molecular function: nitronate monooxygenase activity. The transcript has 6 exons. NCBI's taxonomy places the organism in Eukaryota, Fungi, Ascomycota, Sordariomycetes, Magnaporthales, Pyriculariaceae. The record is from RefSeq and is a predicted model, not a curated record.